CUUUGAUCUGACAAUGAUGAUAUGUCUGCUGCGUAAUCUAGGAGGUCUUAUAACACCCUCUAAUGGAUGGGACCAACUUCCGCUUCAGAAUGAUACGUUACCGGGAGCGGACUUGGCUACACUGAAGUGGUACAGAAAUCAGAUGGCCCAUGCGCCAGUUACUUCUAUGGAUAAUAAUGCAUUCACAGACGAAUGGACUCGAGUGAAAAAGGCAUUGACAUCUUUAAAUAAAGGUCAAAUACCACAUGAGAUCACUGAAAUCUUACAUUAUGAUCUUGAUGGAGAAAAGGCAAAAACAUUAGCCAUCGCAGAACAAAGGCAACUUACCAAAGAGUAGGAAAAGGAAAAGGAACAGAUAGAAAGUGAUUUCUCGU
This is a messenger RNA of Mytilus trossulus (common blue mussel), 374 nucleotides long. RefSeq lists its product as uncharacterized. Bases 14 to 337 code for a protein of 107 amino acids. The record is from RefSeq and is a predicted model, not a curated record. The transcript is spliced from 2 exons. NCBI's taxonomy places the organism in Eukaryota, Metazoa, Mollusca, Bivalvia, Mytilida, Mytilidae.